AUGCGGCGAUCUUUAGAACAAGCUUUGGAUCGUGCCGAGGAUGUCAUUGAAAAUGCCCAACAGAGACCCCCUAAGAGAAAAUACUCAUCCAGCGGGGAAAAAUCUCUACAUCAGAAACUUUAUGACAUCUUCGUAGAAGAAUGUCAAAAGGAGCCCGAGGGGACGGAGGAACUCAGGAGCAAUGUCAACUUGCUGGAGAAGCUGGUGGAGAGAGAGUCGUUGCCAUGCUUAGUGGUCAACCUGUACCCAGAAAACAAGGGCUAUUCUCUGAUGCUGGAGGACAAAACUGGGUUCUUUUCAGAGACCAUCCAGCUGCCUUAUGGGGAAAGGGAACUGCUUGAGUACUUGGAUGCAGAAGAAUUACCACCUAUUCUGCUGGAUGUCCUAGAGAAAUCUGAGCUGAACAUUUUUCAUUGUGGGUGUGUCAUAGCAGAAAUCCGUGACUACAGACAGUGCAGUGAUAUGGAGCGGUCCACUUACCAAAGCCGACAUAUUCUCUUGCGUCCCACCAUGCAGACUUUAGCGUGUGAUAUAGAGUCCAUGACAAGUGAUGACCUUCAAUGGACUCAGGAAGACAAACUUGCCCUUGAGAGCGAACUGCUCUUAGCUACAGCUGAGCCACUGUGUCUUGAUCCCUCUGUGACAGUCACCUGCACUGCCAACAGGCUACUGUAUAACAAGCAGAAGAUGAAUACUAACCCAAUGAAACGGUGCCUGAAGAGGCAUUCAUUGUCCUCUCUGAAUCUGCAGCAGGAGCUAUCCCAACAUCAGUCUCCACCUGAGCUAAGACUAUUGACUACUUGCAAAAAAAAGAGAGAGAGAGAAGCAGGUCUGCAGCAUGACCUAAGGAUGCCUGCAGCCGGAUAUUGUGUGGACACGUGGAGAGAGAGAUGCUGUGACUUGGCCAUACCUUCCCAAGUGGAUGUGGAGAAAUAUGCAAAAGCAAAGGAGCCUGUUGGGCUUGAUGACCCACAAGCAACAAUCUGGCCAACACCCGGGCUAGAUGAUUCUGGAUUUGAAAGUGAAGGUGGCAGUCAGCUGUGGGAAAUGAAGCUGAGCUUCAUGCAGUCACUCAAUGAUCCAUUUUUCUCUGGCAAAACAGGGCCAUGCCAAGAGGCCAGAUGUGAGAUCCAGAUGUAUCCUCCCCUCGUCUCCCCAGAUGUCCAUGCGGAUGGCUUCAUGGCUCGGUCAAAGACUGAUGGAGGGGCAGUGAAUGUGCGCCAGGAGUUGGUCCAGAGCAAAGUCAAGUGUGCAGGCAAAGUGCCACAUGGCUCCAGUGGCUCAGCCCGUCCCAGUCAACCCUCUCCAGGGAAGAAGCCAAAGCAGCCUACCGCCAGAUGGGUGCGACCCUCCGUACCAGGGAAGGCGAUGAAACCUCGAGCUCUGCCUGUGACACUUCCCCCCAGCACAGGACAGACCUUGUCAGGUAACAGUCCUCCUGCACAGCAGGCAAGCAGCCUGCACAAAUUCCCACCUCGUGCCCCAGCUCCUAAGCCAGGUGGCCUUUCUCAGAAGUCCCCUAUGGGUGUCAGCAGAGGAAAUAUAGUGCUUUCUCCGGCCACCUGGCCCCCUGUCAGGACCUCAGAAGGAAUCCUGUCCACCCAGGGUCCUGUGGGCUCCACUGGCCUAAAGGUCAUCAACGUGGUGGGCCCAGUGCAAGGAGCCCAGGUUUUGAUGAAUGGUUCCAGCUCCAUGCUGGGCCAUUCCACCAGCACCUGUGUUCCUGCGAGCAUGUAUCCCAAUGGCCUUCUGCUCCCCAGAGGUCAAUUGCCCAAUGCACAACCAUGUCCAACACAGCCACCUGCUCAGGCAGGUGUGCAGCUGAUUUUAAAUAAUACUUUGGGUCCUUUAACUGUCCUCCAGCUUCCACCUGGUUCCCUCAUUUUGAGUCCCCUGCAGCAGCAUCCCCAGCCACUGCAGCCACAGCCCCAGCCCCUGCCCCAGCCCCCACCUCAGCUUUACCAGCUGAUUCCACAGCAACAGCUUCAGCAACCUACAACUGCUCUUCCUCCACAGGCAGGGCCACAGGCUUCUGUGCAAGGUUCAAGUGGUCAACAGUGGGCCUUGAUGGCCCAGCAAGCUGUUGUCAUUAACCUCGCUCAAGGCAGCAGUGUUCUGCAGCCCCAGUCAGCUAUGUUGUGUCAGCUUGGCUCUGGUCAGCAAACACCUGGGCAGUGCCUUCCUCCACAGAGAUUCCAGCUCCCUGCUGCCCCACAAGGGCAGCUCCAGCCCCAGCCACUGCCACAGUGUCUACAGCUGAGACUGGUGCAGUACCCCAUGUCUGUGGCCACAGCACCCACCCUGACAGUUCAAUCACAUGGGUUUAGGUACACAGGAGGCCAGGCAAAAGAUAAAAUGAAGAGUAGCACCCCAAAAUUCUGA
Sciurus carolinensis (gray squirrel) is the source of this 2382-nucleotide messenger RNA. Its product is annotated as transcription factor SPT20 homolog. Gene Ontology annotation, cellular component: SAGA complex. The transcript has a single exon. NCBI's taxonomy places the organism in Eukaryota, Metazoa, Chordata, Mammalia, Rodentia, Sciuridae. Bases 1 to 2382 code for a protein of 793 amino acids. Gene Ontology annotation, molecular function: transcription coregulator activity. Gene Ontology annotation, biological process: regulation of transcription by RNA polymerase II. The record is from RefSeq and is a predicted model, not a curated record.